Acanthosepion pharaonis is the source of this 1251-nucleotide messenger RNA. The record is from the annotation of a GenBank genome assembly. NCBI's taxonomy places the organism in Eukaryota, Metazoa, Mollusca, Cephalopoda, Sepiida, Sepiidae.
AUGAAUGAAAUUAUUUCUUCUCUUCUCUCCCUUCCUCAUUCUUAUUCUUCUUAUUUUAUUCUUCUCUUUUUUCUUUUCUUUCUUCUUCUCUUUCUUCUGUUGCUUAUUCCUUUUCUUCUGUUUUUUUCGUUUUCUUCUUAUUUUUUCUUUUUCUUCUUCAUUUUCCUCUCCAUAUUCUUCUUUUUCUUCUUUUUGCUUCUUUUACUUCUUUUUCUUCUUUUUCUUUUUCGUCUUUUUUCUUCUUUUUCUUCUUUUUCUUUUCUUUUCCUUUUUAUCUUUCUUAUUCCUCUUCUUAUUUUUAUUUUUCUUCGUCUUUUUUUUUCUUUUUCCUCUUCUUUUUUUCCUCUUCUUUUUUCUUCUUUUUCUUUUCUUUUGCUUUUUAUCUUUCUUAUUCCUGUUCUUUUUUCUUCUUCUUCAUAUUCUUCUUCUUCUUCUUCUUCUUCUUCUUCUUCUUCUUCUUCUUCUUCUUCUUCUUCUUCUUCGUUUUCUUCUUUUUCUCCUUCUUCUUUCUCGUCAUCUUAUUUUUCUUUUCAUCUUAUAAUUUAUUCUUCUUUAUUUUCUUCUCUUCUUCUUCUUCUUCUUCUUCUUCUUCUUCACGCACUACCUGCGAUAGUUUUUUCUCUACUACCAUAUAUCUAUCUAUCUAUCUAUCUAUCUAUCUAUAUAUAUAUGUCUGCACAUCUGUCUCAGUCUGUUCAUAUCUAUCUAUCUAUCUAUCUAUCUAUCUAUCUAUCUAUCUAUCUAUCUAUCUAUGUCUGUCCAUUGUCUCAGUCUAUAUCUAUCUAUCUAUCUAUCUAUGUCUGUCCAUUGUCUCAGUCUAUAUCUAUCUAUCUAUCUAUCUAUCUAUCUAUCUAUCUAUCUAUCUAUCUAUCUAUCUAUCUAUCUAUGUCUGCACAUUAUCUGUCUCAGUCUGUUCAUAUCUAUCUAUCUAUCUAUCUAUCUAUCUAUCUAUCUAUCUAUGUCUGCCCAUUGAGUUCACUUCGGGGAUCUAUCUAUCUAUCUAUCUAUCUAUCUAUCUAUCUAUCUAUCAACAUUUUUCCUAUCUAUCAUAAUAUGUCCAUAUCUAUCUAUCUAUCUAUCUAUCUAUCUAUCUGUCUACGAGGGGACAAAAAUUUAGUUUAUCUUAAUGAAUGGUUAAGAAUCAGAAUUAAGAAAUGUAGCCUAAUCUCUUAUUCAAAAAAAAAAAUCUGUGUCAACAUUUUUCCUAUCUAUCUAUCUAUCUAUCUAUCUAUCUAUCUAUCUAAUCUCUGA